GUCACCGUCAGCGCCAACGUCUCCGGCGCGCACAGCCUGUGGGAGGCGGUCACCAUAGCAACCGUCUCCGCCGUGGUCAGCCUCAUCACCAUCGUCGGGAACGUUCUGGUGAUGCUGUCCUUCAAAGUGAACAGCCAGCUGAAGACGGUCAACAAUUAUUACCUGCUGAGCCUGGCCUGCGCUGACCUCAUCAUCGGCGUCUUCUCUAUGAACCUCUACACGUCGUACAUCCUCAUGGGCCGCUGGGCUCUGGGAAGUGUGGCCUGCGAUCUGUGGCUGGCUCUGGAUUACGUGGCCAGUAACGCAUCUGUGAUGAACCUGCUGGUCAUUAGUUUCGACCGGUACUUCUCCAUCACCAGGCCACUGACGUAUCGUGCCAAACGAACGCCGAAGCGAGCGGGAAUCAUGAUUGGAUUGGCUUGGCUCGUGUCUUUCGUCCUCUGGGCUCCGCCGAUCAUCUGCUGGCAGUAUUUCGUCGGAAAGCGAACGGUUCCUGAAGGACAGUGUCAGAUUCAGUUCUUCUCUGAACCCGUGAUCACUUUUGGCACGGCGAUAGCCGCCUUUUAUAUUCCCGUAUCCGUCAUGACCAUCCUCUACUGUCGGAUCUAUAAGGAAACCGAGCGGCGCACCAAAGAUCUAGCCGAGCUUCAAGGAGUCAACUCUUUGAACGAUUCAGAUGCAUUGAAUCAAAAGACUCAUUCGUGUUUCACCUCGAAAGAGACGUCCAAACCGGCUGAAGAGCAGCUGACCAACUUUAGCUACGCUUCAUCCGAAGACGAAGAGCGCUCGGCUUCUCCUUGCGUCUUCCAGACGGAAAGCAGAGAGGAGAAUUUCAGGACAAGUCCUGCUCGAAACAAAAAGUGCAUGUCUUACAAAUUCAAGAGCGCUAACGGAGACGAAAAGCCCUCUUCGUUCUCGUCGGCCGAGUCUGUGAACGCACCGUCUUCCUCCAAACCCGUCGACGGCACGCUGAAGAGCCAGAUCACUAAGAGGAAGAGGAUGGUUCUGAUCAAGGAGAAGAAGGCGGCACAGACUCUCAGCGCAAUCCUGCUGGCCUUCAUCCUCACCUGGACGCCGUACAACAUCAUGGUGCUGGUCUCCACCUUCUGCUCCGACUGCGUCCCGCUCUCGCUCUGGCAUCUGGGAUACUGGCUGUGUUACGUCAACAGCACCGUCAACCCCAUGUGCUACGCUCUCUGCAACAAGACCUUCCAGAAGACCUUCCGCAUGCUGCUGCUGUGCCGCUGGAGGAAGAAGCGGCCCGAGGAGAAGCUGUUCUGGUGCGGACCGAAGCCUGCCGCCGGAAACAGACUCUCCUGA
Messenger RNA from Sinocyclocheilus rhinocerous, 1320 nucleotides. It is a transcript of the gene chrm5a, whose product is annotated as cholinergic receptor, muscarinic 5a. The record is from RefSeq and is a predicted model, not a curated record. NCBI's taxonomy places the organism in Eukaryota, Metazoa, Chordata, Actinopteri, Cypriniformes, Cyprinidae. Gene Ontology annotation, cellular component: plasma membrane; synapse; dendrite. Gene Ontology annotation, molecular function: G protein-coupled acetylcholine receptor activity; G protein-coupled serotonin receptor activity. Gene Ontology annotation, biological process: G protein-coupled receptor signaling pathway, coupled to cyclic nucleotide second messenger; chemical synaptic transmission; adenylate cyclase-inhibiting G protein-coupled acetylcholine receptor signaling pathway. The coding region runs from base 112 to 1320 and encodes 402 amino acids. The transcript has a single exon.